UGGAGGUUCCCCCGGCCCCGAAGUUGGCUGCUCCGCCGGGAGCCCCGCGCCGCAGAGCUCGCUCCCGGUCCCUCCUGCCGAUGGGCUCWGCCCUCGCCCUGACCAUGACAGAGAGAGGAGACCUCAGGUAGCCCCAUGGCUCGCAGCUGAAGGCUUUGGGAACUUGGGGCUCUGUUGCCAGAAGGCAGAGAGGGGCAGGAAUCCUCGCCAGCACCACAGGACACAGAGGAGAAGCCAAGGGCAGCCCUGCUCCAGUCACCCCAGUGACCCCAGUGACCGCCCCGAAUCCCACUGGGACCCUGCGGAUCUGAGCUGUUCACACUGACACAACCAUCCCUCGGGGAAAAGGAAUUUCAUCUCCAAGCAGUCUCUCCUGUCAGAGUUGUACUGAUGACCAGAUGCUCURUUUAUUUUAUGUGCUACUGUUCAAACACCCCAAUAAUUAAGGCAGACACGGUUUAAGGCACUUUCCACAGCGACGCAUUCGGAGCAGACCAGAAGGUUGAGGAAAACCUGAUCCAGCACCAUCUCACGGMCUCUCCAAUCUACUCCUAUCAAAUUUCAUCAGCAACUCAGAACCUGAUCUUUCUAUUGAUUGACUGGAGUCACCUCUAGAUAUUUUCAUGCUGAUUUGGAAGACCUUUCGUACAAUAAAAGGGGGAAAAAUGAGGUUAAGGAAGACUUUUGACCACUGAUCAGCAACUCUGGCCAAAACUUUCCCAAUCAAGUGAAUUGCAAAGUUGGCUUCUGUGCYGAGAGGAACUUUCCACAUCCCGAUCCAGCGUGCGGAGCGGGAUCAUCGCUGUUACCGCCUGGAUCUCCUUCGACUGGAGCACUUUUAGAUGAGGAGUUUCCAUGCUGAUCCCGAGAGCCACCCCUAGCCCAGUCGCUGCCUUCCUCGGGACUCUCGGCACUGCCCUCRCCCAGGGACCCCGCGCCUGGCCGCAGCUGCCAUGCUCUACCUGGCUGCUCUCCUCGUGCACUGCGUCCCCCUGGCCAUGGGACAGUAUGACAUUUGCAAGUCCUGGGUGACCACGGACGAUGGCCCCUCCUGGGAGUUUUACGCCUGCCAGCCCAAGGCCAUGAGGAUGAAGGAUUACGUGACCGUGCGGGUGGAUCCGGCGGGAAUCACCUGCGGGGACCCUCCGGAGAGGUUCUGCACCCAUGAGAACCCAUACCUGUGCAGCGACGAGUGCGACGCCUCCAACCCCGACCUGGCCCACCCGCCCAAGCUCAUGUUCGACAGCGAGGACGAGGGGCUGGCUACCUACUGGCAGAGCGUGACGUGGCGCCGCUACCCCGAGCCGCUGCUGGCCAACAUCACCCUGUCGUGGAACAAGAGCAUCGAGCUGACCGACGACAUCGUCAUCACCUUCGAGUACGGGCGCCCCACCAUCAUGAUGCUGGAGAAGUCGCUGGACAACGGCAGGACUUGGCACCCGUACCAGUAUUACGCUGAUGACUGCAUGGAGGCCUUCAGCAUGCCAGCACGGAGGGUCCGCGACCUCUCCACCACCAGUGCCAACAGGGUGCUCUGCACCGAGGAGUAUUCCCGCUGGGCGGGCUCCAAGAAGGAGAAAACCGUCCGCUUCGAGGUGCGGGAUCGCUUCGCCAUCUUCGCCGGCCCCGAGCUCAAGAACAUGGACAACUUGUACACGCGGCUGGAGAGCGCCAAAGGGCUCAAGGACUUCUUCACCGUCACCGACCUGCGCAUGAGGCUGCUGAGACCCGCCCUGGGGGGCACCUACGUGCAGAGGGAGAACUUGUACAAGUAUUUCUACGCCGUGUCCAACAUCGAGGUCACCGGCAGGUGUAAAUGCAACCUGCACGCCAACCUGUGCACCUUCAAGGAGGGCAGCCUGCAGUGCGAGUGCGAGCACAACACCACGGGGCAGGACUGCGGCAAGUGCAAGAAGAACUUUCGCUCCAGGUCCUGGCGAGCAGGGUCCUACCUGCCCCUGCCCAACGGGUCCCCCAAUGCAUGUGCAGCUGCAGGCUCAGCCUUUGGCACGUACGAGCGGCCGCAGCGAGUAAACACCGCCAAAACCACMGCAAAAACCACCACYGCAAAAACCAYCAGCACCACCACUACCACCASCACCUCAACCACCASCAGCACYACCACCAGCACCCCUCCACCAGCCACCACCACCCAGCCAGCAAGCAUCAUCAGACCAUCCUCUGAGUUYGCUGCCUCUGUGCCCGUGACAGAAACACAGAAAAAAUCAGGUAUUUCAAGCCAGCCCGCCGUGGUUUCGCCUUCUCCUCCGCACACCACRCUCGGACGGAAACUGAAGCCACCAGAGCCUCCCGAGAACAUGCGAGCGGCUCCGAAGAGCAAACCAGGGCGCACAGCACACUCUGCAGGCAAGAAGUACGGCAAGAAGAMAGCRUCCUCAAAGAGCUCAAAACUCAUCCGGCUCAAACCAAACUCUGGCCCCGUGGCUCCCAUUGAAAGCUACAGAGACUGCGAGUGCUACGGCCACUCCAACCGCUGCAGCUACAUCGACUUCCUGAACGUGGUGACCUGCGUGAGCUGCAAGCACAACACGAGGGGCCAGCACUGCCAGCACUGCCGCCUGGGCUUCUACCGCAACAGCUCUGCCGAGCUGGACGAUGAGAAUGUCUGCAUAGAAUGUAACUGCAACCAGAUCGGCUCCCUGCACGACCGCUGCAACGAGACCGGCUACUGUGAGUGCAAGGAAGGUGCCACGGGGCCCAAAUGCGAYGAUUGCUUGCCCAACUACUACUGGAGACAGGGCUGCUUCCCCAAUGUGUGCGAUGACGAGCUCCUGCUCUGCCAGAACGGCGGCACCUGCUACCAGAACCAGCGCUGCAUCUGCCCCGUGGGCUUCAAGGGSGUCCUGUGCCAGCAGUCCAGGUGUGAAGUGGACAAAAAGGACUGUGACGGUGCUGCCGGUGCCGGUGGCAGCCUGGGCACCGUGGCCAUGGGGGUGCUGGCCCUGCAGCUGCGUGCCUGGGUGGACCUGUGAGGCACAGAGGGAGCCCAGCCCGGGCGCGUCACCCGAGGGACCUGGGGACAUUGAGGUGACGGGUGGCUGUCCCCACCGCCUCCUCCGCCUUCCUUCACGCUAGGACUUGCACAGCCUCUUUCRGUCCACUUUCCAAGCAGAGAGGUACGCAGGGGCUGCCCACGGAGCCAGCCGGGUGUCCCAGCACCGAGCAGGGGCCGGGCGGUGACACGGGGACCUGUGCCAGGACACGGCCUGUCCGUCCGUCCGUCCAUCCGUCCAGGGACUCCGUCAGGGAGUCGGGCCCUGGGCAAACGGUGCCGCGAUCCAAGGGAGUUUUUUUUAUUACUCUAUUUACUUUGGUAUAGGCUGGGGUGUUCUUUUUAUUUUCCCUCCUCUUAGCGACCUGUUUUGGAAGAUGUCAUGACAUCUCAGUGUCCCACCACGCGACAGGCAGRGCAGGGGAGGGAGGGGAGAGGGGACUCCGGCCCAUCCCUGCUGCAUUGUCCCACAUCCCACCAUGGGCCUGGCCACGCACAUACCGUUGCCUACGACUGUAGUUGCUGCAUUGAUUUUGUAUUUUCAUGGCUGGGUUUUGUUUCCUUGCACUUAGGGAGAGCACAGGGGCCGUGAGGCGUUUGGAASGCGAGGAGUGCAGUGUCUUACCCACACACGUCCGUAUGGUGUACGGGUCAAAUACUUCUUUUGGUAGAGACUUAUUUUUGUUUGGAUUAAAUGUUAUAACAGAACCACAACCUAAAGGGACAUUUUGCCAUGAGCAUUUGAUUCCGGUGUAUCCUCCUCCAGUAAAGCAACUAUUAAUGGCUGCUUGAUCACCACGUUUUCCUUUUUGUGUGCACAGUUAAU
Messenger RNA from Malurus melanocephalus (red-backed fairy wren), 3839 nucleotides. RefSeq names its product netrin G2 (gene NTNG2). The coding region runs from base 954 to 2993 and encodes 679 amino acids. The transcript has 13 exons. NCBI's taxonomy places the organism in Eukaryota, Metazoa, Chordata, Aves, Passeriformes, Maluridae. The record is from RefSeq and is a predicted model, not a curated record.